AUGUCUGACGCUGCUGAUACACAAAAGUUGACCACCGCUGGUUUCGAUGCUCGUUUCCCCAACACCAACCAAACCAAGCACUGCUGGCAAAACUAUGUUGAUUACUUCAAGUGUAUCAACGCUCGUGGUGAAGACUUUGCUCCCUGCAAGCAAUUUUAUAGAGCUUAUCAUUCUUUGUGCCCUAACGAAUGGAUUGAAAAGUGGGAUGCUCAAAGAGAAGAAGGCCGCAACCCCUCCAACUUUGAAGUCUAA
Messenger RNA from Mucor velutinosus, 252 nucleotides. RefSeq names its product cytosolic Fe-S cluster assembly factor cfd1 (gene CFD1). The record is from RefSeq and is a predicted model, not a curated record. Lineage: Eukaryota; Fungi; Mucoromycota; Mucoromycetes; Mucorales; Mucoraceae. Gene Ontology annotation, cellular component: respiratory chain complex IV; mitochondrion. The transcript has 5 exons. Bases 1 to 252 code for a protein of 83 amino acids.